Messenger RNA from Aspergillus japonicus CBS 114.51, 1760 nucleotides. Its product is annotated as inositol phosphosphingolipid phospholipase. Gene Ontology annotation, molecular function: sphingomyelin phosphodiesterase activity. The transcript has a single exon. The record is from RefSeq and is a predicted model, not a curated record. Gene Ontology annotation, cellular component: cytoplasm. NCBI's taxonomy places the organism in Eukaryota, Fungi, Ascomycota, Eurotiomycetes, Eurotiales, Aspergillaceae. The coding region runs from base 98 to 1642 and encodes 514 amino acids.
AGAAUUUAUCUGGACACCACGCUACCUCUCCAUGUAACUCAGUGCAUGCAAACCUAUGAUGACAAUUGCACGUCCCUGAAGUAUCCCGUCCUCCACAAUGUCCGACACGCCAGUCGAAAAACAACAACAACAACCCUCCCCUCCCUCCACCGCAGCCACCGCAACCACCGCAACCACCCCCUCCCCAACCACCCCUACCUCCAUCCGCAUCCUCACCCUCAACUGCUGGGGCCUCAAAUACAUCGCCAAACUGCGCCAUGAGCGCCUCACCGAGAUUGGCCGACGGCUGGCCCUCGCCACCCCACCGCCGGAGAUCGUCGGGCUGCAAGAAUGCUGGACGCAGGCGGACUACGAGAGCAUCCGGCAGCAGACGCGCCACAUCCUGCCGCACGGCAAGUUCUACCACGGGGGGAUCUGGGGCGCGGGGCUGGCGAUCCUGUCGCGCUGGCCGAUCGAGGAGAGCAGCAUGGUGGGGUACCCGCUGAACGGGCGGCCGACGGCCUUCUUCCGCGGGGACUGGUACGUGGGGAAAGGGGUGGCGUGCGCGCGCGUGCGGUUCGGUCCAUCCCCAAAGGAUGUGGCCGAGGUGUUCUGCACGCACCUGCACGCGCCGUACGAGCGCGAGCCCAACGACUCGUACAUCUGCCACCGCACCGCGCAGGCCUGGGAGAUCGCCAAGCUGAUGCGCGGCGCCGCCGAGCGGGGGCACCUCGUCAUCGGCCUCGGCGACUUCAACAUGCUGCCCGCCUCGUUCGCCCACCGCCUCAUCCAGGCCCACGCCCCCGUCCGCGACGUCUGGCAGGUCCUGCAUCCGGACUCCUCCCUGGGCGCCGCCAUCGACCCCGUCGAGCAGGCGCGCGGCAAGCCCGUGCCGUCGGCCGGGUAUAAUAUCACGGAGAAUGGCGCCACCUGCGAUGGGCGGUUCAAUACCUGGCGGUGGAGUAAGGAGGACCAGAAGCGGUUGCUGAAGAAGGGCGAGGAGAUCGAGGUCGACCCCGAGGACCCCUGUCCGCGCGGCAAGCGGCUGGAUUAUAUCUUUGUGGGAGAUGGAAGUGGUGGUGCGGGAUUGCGGUCUCCGUCAGCGGCCCCGAAAUGGUCCGUGAAGUCGGUCCAGCUGAGUAUGAUGGAGCGCCAUCCUACGCUGCGAUGCUCGCUGAGCGAUCACUUCGCGGUGGAGGCGGUCAUCACGCGGGAGGGGGAGGAGGAGCAGUCUGCGAAGCUGGAGGCCGAAGGGGGUAGUGCUGCUGUGGCUGCUACUGCUGACGAUGGUUCGUCACUCGCCCCCGACGCCACGCUCGAGCCAGAGACCUAUGACCGCAUCAUCGAGAUGAUUCACAAGUAUGUCCUGCGGGAACGCUCGCAGCGACGCUGGCGACUCGCACACUUUGUCGCCUCCGUGUUCGUGUCGAUCGGCUGUAUGGUGGGCGUUUGGUGGACGGGUGACCAUCUGCCGUAUGUGGCCUUUAUUCUGCUGUUCGUGAGCACGUUGAACUUUGGUGCGGGAAUCCUGGAUGGAUUGAUUGGGGGGUUGUUCAUGUCCAGCGAGCUGCGCGCGCUGAAGGAGUUUGAGUGGGAGGUUCGGAACGCGAAGCAGAUCGCCGAGGCGGCGGCUGCUGGUGGGAAGUCAAAGAGGACGGAAUGAGGUUGUAUGACUGUCUGUAUAAUAUGUGUGGUCUUUGUAUAUAAGUUAAUGUUUACUAGGCUGAGAUUGAUGAGCUGAUCGAGUUCUUUGCAUGUAUGAUAUGCCUGCAAUGAGUUUA